AUGGCAUUGGAAGCUGAUCGCAAGCUGAAGCUGGUUAUAUUAUGUCUUCUCAUGUCAAUAGCAAUUCCAGUCUUGAAGGCCAACAUAGGGAUGUUUGAUGAUGUGUGGGAGCAACGACAGAAAGAAGCUGAGCAGGCUGCGAAGGCUGCCUACCAACAUGAUCCUCUAAAGCAUGUAGUCCAUUUAAACAAGCAAGUGCACAAGGCGAUGAAGGGUCAUAACGACACAAGAAGGAACUUGAGACACCAUGUUGAUGGUCCAUGUGAGGCUAUAAACCCGAUCGACAAAUGCUGGAGAUGCGACCCAAACUGGCAUGAGAAUCGGCAGAAGCUAGCCGAUUGUGCUCUUGGCUUUGGACAUGGUACAACCGGAGGCAAAGGUGGAAAAAUCUAUGUGGUCACAGAUGAUACUGAUGAGGACAUGGUGAACCCAAAAGAGGGGACAUUGCGGUAUGCUGUGACUCGACCUGAACCGCUGUGGAUCAUAUUUGAAGAAGACAUGAAGAUUGAACUGAAACAAGAGCUCAUGAUGGCUAGUGACAAGACCAUUGAUGGACGAGGGGUUAAUGUGCACAUUCAGGGUGGUGGCCAAAUAACUCUGCAGUAUGUGCGCAACAUCAUUAUCAGUAACAUUCACGUUCGUGACACCAUUCCUAAGAAUGGUGGCAUGAUUAGGGAUUCCAUCAAUCACUAUGGAUUACGAACAGAAAGCGAUGGUGAUGGAAUAUCCUUGUUUGGUGCCACAAACGUUUGGAUAGACCAUGUUUCUGCAUCAAAUUGUGCCGAUGGACUUAUUGAUGUCAUUCAAGCGUCUACCGCCAUUACCAUAUCCAACUCUCACUUCACCGAUCAUAAUGAUGUAAUAAUAAACCUAUCUGUGAUGCUGUUUGGUUCAAGUGACAGCAACAGCAAAGAUGAAAUUAUGCAGAUAACUUUAGCUUUCAACCAUUUCGGACAGGGAUUGGUUCAGAGGAUGCCAAGGUGCAGAUUUGGUUUUUUCCAUGUUGUGAACAAUGACUACACACACUGGAUUAUGUAUGCCAUCGGCGGCAGCAGCCAUCCUACCAUACUAAGCCAGGGAAAUCGCUACAUUGCUCCAGAAAAUGAGGCAGCUAAAGAGGUAUGUUAUAGAGUCAACACAGAUAAGAGCGUAUGGAAAAACUGGAAUUGGCAAUCAGAUAAAGAUCUUUUUGUGAAUGGAGCGACUUUUACUGAAUCUGGAGGCCCUGUUCAUAGUAUCGACACGAAGGAUAUGAUCGAAGCGCAAGCUGGGACAGCCGUGACCUUUCUCACACGCUAUGCCGGUCCUCUUAAAUGUAGAAAAGGCCAGGGAUGUUAG
Fragaria vesca subsp. vesca is the source of this 1338-nucleotide messenger RNA. Its product is annotated as probable pectate lyase P59-like. The transcript is spliced from 4 exons. Gene Ontology annotation, molecular function: pectate lyase activity. The record is from RefSeq and is a predicted model, not a curated record. Lineage: Eukaryota; Viridiplantae; Streptophyta; Magnoliopsida; Rosales; Rosaceae. The coding region runs from base 1 to 1338 and encodes 445 amino acids.